AUGCGAGCACGAAGUAAUACAGCGGUGGAUGCUCGUCGACGUUUAGUUACAUUAGCAACUUGUUUACCUUGUCAAAAUGAACUUGCUUUUGAUCGUCAUCGAACAUCCUAUGUUUCCUGGUUAAAAAGGCACCAAGAUGACAUGAUUGUCACUCCAUUUGCUCAGUUACUUGCCAGUUUAAAGAAUGUACGAAAGAACUUCGUCGAUCUUACACAUAUACCUCCAGAAAGAGCGAAAAGGUCGAGUCAACAUAACAGUGCUCAAGCCGCCUCCCCUAUUCUCAAUAAAGUGACAAUGACAUCAGCAGCCCCAGCCGCAGCAGCAUCAAUAACAGAUGAUAAUGCAUUGACACAGGCCAUAUCCACAUUAGACGAACUCGAUUGGUGUCUAGAACAAUUGGAAACGAUGCAAACACACAAAUCUGUUUCUGAUUUAGCCUCGCUCAAAUUUAAGCGUAUGCUCAAUAAAGAAUUAUCACAUUUUGCUGAGAAUAACAAAACCAGCGCACAAAUUAGUGAUUACCUCUAUUCAACUUAUACAGACAAGAAAGAGCCCGAUAUUGAUCUAUCUAAAGUAAUAUCAUCUUUACGUGGUCUUCCAUCCGAUGAAUUCAAUACAGUAACAACAUCAAAAACCAUCGAUACAUCAAUGUCAUCGCCUACAUUGAUGGGACAAAUCACGGGUAUACAGACGACAACAACAGCAUUAACAACCAAAAAUCCUAUACCAGAGUUAGGAGUUGAUACAUCACAACCCGAUGAAUUACGAGCCUUACUCGAACGUAUAAACGAUUGGGGCUUGGACACAUUUCGCAUCGAAGAACUAAGUGGUCAACGACCGUUAACAGCAAUAACAUAUCGCAUUUUUCAAGACCGUUUAUUACUAAAGACCUAUGCGAUUGAACCUCAUACGUUAAUUUCAUAUUUGCUCACACUUGAAGACCAUUAUCAACAAGUACCAUAUCAUAAUAAAGCCCAUGGAGCUGAUGUUUGUCAGUCAAUGCAUGUCUUACUCAAUGCUUCGGCACUCGACGGCGUGUUCACCGAGCUGGAGAUCAUGUCGGCGAUAUUCGCAUCGGCAGUGCACGAUGUUGAUCAUCCCGGUGUAACNUUGUCGAUUUUCUGA
This is a messenger RNA of Adineta ricciae, 1125 nucleotides long. Lineage: Eukaryota; Metazoa; Rotifera; Eurotatoria; Adinetida; Adinetidae. The record is from the annotation of a GenBank genome assembly.